CAUCACGUACACGUACGUACACGUAUACACGCGCGUAAGAAUUAUUCGUAAGAAUCACUUGUUUCGAAAUCGUAAUGGUUUUCUCGUGAUAAAUAAUCGAUAGUAAACGCGUAUUUAACGUGAAAUGACACUAAUCACGUGAUCGGUGAUUCGCGAUACGUAGUGGGAAAGGAUCGUUUAAUCUUUAGUUUCGAACGUUUUUUGUUCGCGAUUGACACGUUCGUUGAAUUUCAUGUGCAAGUGUUCGUUAUCUCGCUUAGAUUCUGUGUACAUGAGGUCGAAUUAAGUUUCGUGUCUUCAUAAAAAUAAAAUAUAUACGAUUGAAGGACGUAUCCUCUCGAGUGUCACAAGAAAGAGCACAGUGUUAAAAAUAAAUCUUAUAUUGAAACUUGGAAGGUUAAGUGAUACGUUUGUUGAUAUCUAUAACACUGUUGGAAAAUGUUAUUAUGUGGAAAUAAUUAUUAGAACGCAUAUUCACUAGCAAUAUUUGAUCGAGGAGAAAGAUUUGAAUUUUUGUUUCGCGUUAUAUCCACCGUAGCGUUGUGUGCGAUCGAGAAUCGAAGGUGCGCUGCAAUCGAUCUAUCGAUAGGAUCGAAAGUUGAAAUGUUCGUGAAAGAACGUCGAAUAUGCGAAACACGAGUGUACAGUUAAUCGACGCAUGUACGCGUAACCGUCAUGGGUCGUUAUCGAAAGAGUUUCAAUUAAAUUUCUCGUGAGAAAGGUCAAGUGCGCUGUUCAGUUUUCAGUUUUAAUUAAAAUACCCCUGAGAUUCUUCAUUGUCGUGCUUGUGUCUAAAAUUAAUUAACGACGGGUAAAGACAACGGCAGGAGAAGGUGUACGAGCAAGAUUGUGACACGGCCAAAGUGCGAAGAAGGUAAUAAUAUAACCUAUAAAAAAUCAAUGGGCAUCGUGCGACAAUAGAAUUGACGGGAGUGUUUUCCGUUCGAACGAUUCGAUAUAUCGAUCGUGGAAAGGAUAGAAGAAAAAACAGUAUCGAUGUGUUUUCUGUGGUUGAAUUCGCGUGUGCGGCGGCUUAACAAGAGAGUUCGAUCAGAUUUUCGUUAAACGUUUUUUCGCGAGUGAGAAAUUGUGUUGCGUGCGGAAAGAGGACAUAAUCGUAGAAGGAUAAGUGAGAAAAAAAAUGGGAAAAAAGUGAGCAGCCUUUUCAACCUGUGACGUACCUACGACGGAGAGAUGAAAACGGCAUAGCAACGGCAAUAGCUCGUCCCAACGUCCAACGGGCACGUAUUAUGUGAGGUGAAACUUGCAACGAGGGAAACGAAGAUGUCCGCCAUCAGCGUGGCUGCAUGGCUGCUCAGCGCCGUCGCUUUCGCCGCGAUUAAUAACGGGGCGCAGUGCUACAGCAUGCUGCACGGAAGCGGCGGAAAGAAUAACAACGUUCAUCAGAACAGUCUGGAUGACAGCAGUACGCAAUACGGUCCGUACUUCGACAUGUCGAAUUCGAAGAACGUGACCACCAUCCUGGGCAAAACUACGUACUUGAAUUGCCGCGUGAAGAACUUAGGGAACAAGACGAUGACGUUGCAGGUUUCCUGGGUCCGGCACAGGGACGUCCAUCUGCUCACCAUCGGCCGUUACACGUACACGAACGACCAACGAUUCAGGCCGAUCCACAAUGCGCAGACGGACGACUGGACAUUAGAAAUCAAAUAUCCGCAGCUUCGGGACAGCGGUUAUUACGAGUGUCAAGUAUCCACGACGCCGCACAUGAGUCAUAUCGUAUAUCUGGAUGUGAUCGAACCAAAAACUGAAAUUUUGGGUGCACCAGAUUUAUACAUCAAUCGAGGCAGCACGAUCAAUUUGACUUGUGUAGUUCUUCUAAGUCCAGAACCACCAGCCUUUAUAUUUUGGAAUCAUAACGAUGCCAUAAUCACCUACGACCCGACCAGAGGCGGUGUAUCCGUGGUCACGGAGAAAGGAGACAUCACCAGGAGUUUCCUGCUCGUGCAGGAGGCGAAACCAUCGGAUUCUGGCCGAUACACUUGUAAUCCAAGCAACGCUCAACCAAAAUCAAUCACCGUUCACGUAUUGAAUGGAGAGUAUCCCGCGGCAAUGCAGCAUGGCGGUCAAGCUAAGCAACCAAGGCUCUACUCUCUCCUCCUCUGCCUGUGUCUGCUACUUUACUAACCGUUUCGUGAAAACGCUGCUCUUCCUUCCCCCUCGUGUGGAGAAACGGUGAACGAGAGACUUUCAUCGUUCGAAAUCCGGCCGUUCGGGGAUACGCCUUUGACGUAGAGUGUAUACGUGCAACCGGGUAUGGUGGUGCAGUGACUCAUAGCGAACACAUCAGACCACAAUGCCGGUAUAAAUCGAUAAUAAUAGCGUGGACGAAUAAAAAAAAAAAUAGUGUAUGUGUCGUUCGAGUGGUCGAUACGCGGCCACGACGAUCGAAGUUUCGAAUGCUCGAAACGAACUAAUGAAAAUCACAUCGUGUAACAUCUCUGUGAAAAUGCUACACGAUUAUUUAGAAACGCAAUGUCGCAAACGCGUGAAAGGGACUGCAAUGAGAAAGAGACGAUGCGACAACACGUUUCGAUAUAUGUAAAACAAAAUGACUGAUAGUAAUCGCGAAUGAAUACGCGACACAUUCGAUGCGAGAAUAACAGCGAAUAGAAAAACGAUUGAGCUCGAUGCGGUUGCGGGAAAUCGAGACGAAGAGAAGAACGAGAAAUGAAAUGGAAGAAAGAAGACGGAGAACGGAACAAGCAUCGGGACAAAGGCCAAGAUCAGAGUACAAAGGAUCGCCUUUCCUCCGCAAUUAUUCACCCACGCUGACAGGAUGUGUACGAAAGAAGAAAGACAGAGAGCAAAAACGAGCGAGAAAGAGAAAACUAAUGAGGAAAGGAUCGAUAGGGUAAAAAUUGUAAUUUUUAUCGUGUAUUAUCGUCGAUGUGUAAUAUUCUCGUUGGCCAAUUGGCGAUUGUUAAAGAUUUAAUAAUGGAAAAGAACGAGCGUUUCGAUACGCAGCGCUCGCGAAAUCAGGCCUCCAUGCCGAAUUCGCGGACCACACUCUUACUUUCGGAACUCUAAUCCUCGUCACAUCGAUGUACACGAUGCACUGCUUUUCGAUGAAGACGAUAUAAGUUCCAUGACAUAUCUCUCGAAUAAUAAAAAAAAUUAGAAAAAAAAAAAGAUGAAAGGAUCUCUCUCGAGAUAAGAAUUCUAGUCAUGUAAGAAUCGAUUUCUCACACACAACAUUUUUUCUAACGGAUAAAUCUAUUCCGCUUUUUCAUUCGUUUUGCCAACAUGAUCGUUUUUCCUUCAUCUAUUUACAUCCUCUUUCUCGCUCGGUUGCUUUCAACGCCAUCUAGUCACACGAAAGAGGUACUAAAUUACGAAACAGGAGCAUGAUUCACGUGUACAUACAGAACGGAAAUCAGUAUACGAUUGACCCCUCGAACAUUACGAGAUCGAAGAUCG
This is a messenger RNA of Apis laboriosa (Himalayan honeybee), 3441 nucleotides long. RefSeq names its product lachesin-like. The record is from RefSeq and is a predicted model, not a curated record. Lineage: Eukaryota; Metazoa; Arthropoda; Insecta; Hymenoptera; Apidae. Bases 1285 to 2148 code for a protein of 287 amino acids. The transcript is spliced from 7 exons. Gene Ontology annotation, biological process: synapse organization. Gene Ontology annotation, cellular component: neuron projection membrane.